CGACAGACAAAACAAUAAGCUUUAUCAGACUAACCAAACAGAGUACACGAGGCAAAACGCGUCCGAGUCGACUCAAAUCUCUGCACGCUCCAACUCGCUCCCUUUCUUCCACCGAAGAAACGUUUGCAUGGCGUUUUCGUGAAACGCCGCCGGUUCUUGUAAUCUGAACAAUCCAAAGUCGUUUCUUCCCGUUCAGUGAACUGGAAAGUCAGUGAGUUCAUAGUUUCAGCAGAGGGCUUUUGAACUCAACAAUCAUGAGUUUUGUGUUCCGGGGCACCAGAGCGGAUAUCGAAAGUGGGUUCCCGGAAUUCAUACCAGGGCGGCGUGCAAUGCGUGUUCAUCCACCACGCUCUGUCAAUUCCAACUCACUUGCUUUUCUUGUCACAGUUCUCUUGCUGUUCAUGAUACUGAACUCACACCAGAUGUCACCGAAUUUUCUGCUGUGGCUAGUUCUUGGUGUCUUUUUGAUGGCUACAACAUUAAGGAUGUAUGCAACCUGUCAACAACUUCAAGCUCAAGCACAGGCUCAUGCAGCGUCAGCCAGUGGCCUUCUUGGCCAUACUGAAUUGCGGUUGCGUAUGCCACCAUCAAUUAGCUUAGCAACAAGAGGGCGCCUUCAAGGCCUCAGACUUCAGCUUGCACUUCUUGACCGGGAAUUUGAUGACCUAGAUUACGAAACUUUGCGAGCUCUGGAUUCCGAUAAUGUUCCAGCAGCUUCUUCUAUGAGUGAGGAAGAGAUAAAUGCUCUUCCAGUCCAUAAAUACAAGGCUGUGGGUCCUCAAAAUGGCGCUUCGUCGAUGCAACAAGCUUCAUCUUCAGUACCUUCUGAGAAGAAGCAAGAAACUGUCGAUACUGUUGGCAGCACAAAAGCAAUGGAAGAUGAACUGACUUGUAGCGUUUGCCUGGAGCAAGUUACUGUGGGAGAACUAAUCCGCAGCCUUCCGUGCUUGCAUCAGUUCCAUGCUAGUUGCAUUGAUCCAUGGCUGAAGCAGCAGGGAACCUGCCCGGUGUGUAAAUUCCGAGCAGGAUCAGGGUUGCAUGAAAAUGGACAAGGAGGGUACCCACCUGCAUAGUUGGGAUUUGGAUCUUCUCUUGAGCCCAAGGUGAGGAUCCUCCUGACCAAGGAGUGUGGACCGUUGGAUGAAAAUCCAACGGCUAUAAUUAUUAUAAUUUUAAAGGGACCCCCUUAUUUGUAAUCCAAUGGCCCACACUUCUUGAUCAGGAGGAUCCAAAUCUAGGCACAUGAUGGAUCCGAUUCAAAGAUUAUGCCCAGCAUUGGCAUUGCUGUAAUUAUCUUGAUAUAUAGGCAUUGGAAUGGCUGAAUAUUAUGCCUUCAAAACAACCAAGUUGUGUAUAUUUUGAAUAGCACUCCAAAAGUUUUCUGCCUUUGGGCAAACUCGUUGCGAGGGACGUUGUUGAA
Pyrus x bretschneideri (Chinese white pear) is the source of this 1420-nucleotide messenger RNA. RefSeq names its product E3 ubiquitin-protein ligase SDIR1. Bases 255 to 1073 code for a protein of 272 amino acids. The transcript is spliced from 9 exons. Lineage: Eukaryota; Viridiplantae; Streptophyta; Magnoliopsida; Rosales; Rosaceae. The record is from RefSeq and is a predicted model, not a curated record.